AUGUCCGUGGAACUCAAGCUCUCUCGUCCCAAUCGUAUCUAUCGCCCUUCGGAAACUCUGGAAGGCAAAAUCGUUGUCAAAGCUCAGUCUUCAAUUUCCCACUAUGAAAUUCGCCUCACUGUCAAAGGAUCCGUCAACUUGCAGGUUCGUGGAGGAUCAGCUGGGGUUGUUGAAUCACUCUAUGGCGUUAUUAAGCCCAUUCCAAUUGUGAAUAGGGUCAUUGGGGUUAAAUCUUCUGGAAAGAUUGGUAUGGGUACAUCAGAGAUACCAUUCUCUUUGAAUCUGCGGGAUAAAAAUUUAGAAAGAUUUUAUGAGACAUUCCAUGGUACAAAUAUAAGCAUCCAGUAUUUGGUGACUGUAGAUAUACCUCGUGGAUACUUGCAUAAAUCAUUAUCAGCAACAAUGGAGUUCAUUGUUGAAAGUGAUAAAGCUGAUCUUCUACAAAGGCCACUUUCUCCAGAGAUGGUAAUCUUUUACAUUACUCAAGACACUCAAAGGCAUCCUCUACUUCCUGAAAUAAAAUCUGGUGGAUUUUGGGUGACAGGAAAAAUCUCCACUCAGUGUUCUUUGUCUGGUCCUAUUAGUGGUGAGUUAACUGUAGAAGCAUCUGCAGUUCCAAUUCAGUCAAUUGACAUUCAGUUGUUUCGAGUUGAGUCCAUUCUUCUUGGGGAGAAAAUUGUGACUGAAACCUCUCUGAUUCAAACAACACAGAUAGCAGAUGGAGAUGUAUGCCGACAUUUGACACUGCCUAUUUAUGUAAUACUACCACGUCUUGUGACCUGUCCAACAACCUUAGCGGGUCCCUUCUCAAUAGAGUUCAAAGUUGCUAUUGUUAUAAGCUUUCAGUCAGAGCUAAGUAAAUUGCAUAAAAAAUCGGACCCCAAAACUCCAAGACUCUGGCUGGCAAUGGAAACAUUACCACUUGAGUUGGUUAGGACAAAAACCAUUGCAUUGAAACAGUUCUUCGUCUCUGCAUCCAAACUACUUUACUAA
This is a messenger RNA of Sphenostylis stenocarpa, 993 nucleotides long. NCBI's taxonomy places the organism in Eukaryota, Viridiplantae, Streptophyta, Magnoliopsida, Fabales, Fabaceae. The record is from the annotation of a GenBank genome assembly.